Molecule: messenger RNA, 1742 nt
Organism: Cucurbitaria berberidis CBS 394.84
Lineage: Eukaryota; Fungi; Ascomycota; Dothideomycetes; Pleosporales; Cucurbitariaceae
Product: COP9 signalosome-like protein complex subunit 4
Exons: 1
Coding region: 286-1539 (417 amino acids)
Cellular component (GO): COP9 signalosome; cytosol
Source: RefSeq, a predicted model, not a curated record
CACCCAUCCAUGCCUAGUUGCGACACUCACGCGGUAGCGCGCUAAGCAGUUGUUAUCGAUAGAGAGCUUCACAUAUGCCCCACGCGACUGUUGCCUUGAUCACCAACCCUCGCGGGAUAACUUGGCCAUUCAUUCUCUCGAUCUGAACAGAGUUUCAGCCGAUACAUAGGGUGAUUGUUUUUAGACUCCGAGCAAGUGUUCCCAACUCCGUCGGCCCUCACGAAACAAACAAUCCGCUUAGGCCUCCGAACUUGACGCAACCAGGUCGCUCAGGACGAAUCCACUAUGGCUUCUCAAGCCGUCGCCUCCGCCUUACAGCAGGUUGAGGGAGCUCCUGUGGGCGAAAAGCCGGCACAAUAUACAUCGCUGCUUCAACAUAUCACCGCAUCCUCGACCAACCCCGCGGCCGACCUCAACGCCUACGCACAAGCUCUCCUAGACGACUCAAUAGGCAUAGUCGUCCUGCGACCGCUUCUCGCUGCCUUCGUUGAUGCCUUCCGAACUAUAAAGAACCCAGACGACAAGAUCGAAGUGGGCGAGCGCGUCAUCACGCUGCUACAAUCCAAAGGUGCAGGACAGUACGAAGAGCAGGAUACACAGAUUAAGCAUGCGCUGGCAGACGCUUUCGAGCAGAACGACGACUACAGGAGGUCGGCGCAGACACUCGCGACCAUCAACCUGGAAUCAACUCAGAAGUCCGUCUCAGCAGAUGACAAGGCCAAGGUCUGGAUCCGGAUAGUGAGAUGCUACCUUGAAGUGGACGAUCCGACAAGUGCCUUUACACAUCUGAACAAGAUCAAGAACAUUCUGUUCAACGUUCAAGAUAAGGAGACCAAGCUAAUGUUCCAGCUCAGUCAAGCUCGAAUACUCGACUCGCAACGUUCUUUUCUGGACGCUGCGCAGGCAUACUACAGUAUGAGCAACGAGCUCAUUAUUCAUGAGGAUGAGCGUCUAAGCUUCCUUGGAAAGGCCAUCAUCUGCACGGUCCUUGCUCCGGCAGGUCCGCAGCGAGGAAGGAUGUUGGCCAAGUUAUACAAGGACGAUCGAGCAAGUCAAGCCGACGACUUCGCAAUCCUAGAGAAGAUCUUCCUAGAUCGUCUGCUCUCACCCGCCGAGAUCAAAGCUUUCGCCUCGAAGCUAGAGGCUCAUCACCUCGCAAAAACCGCCGAUGGCUCAACAGUUCUCGACAAAGCUAUUCUUGAACACAACUUACUUGGUGCUUCGAAACUCUAUAACAACAUCGGAUUCGACCAGCUAGGCGAGCUACUGGGAAUCGACGCUGAGAAGGCAGAGGACUAUGCAGCCAAGAUGUUGGAGCAGGGUCGUCUCGCAGGAUAUAUUGACCAGAUCGAUCGACUCAUCUUCUUCGAGGGCGAGGCCAGCGGAGAGCGGAAGACGGGUCAUGCGGAGCGUGUAGUCGGCAACGAACUACGGAAGUGGGAUGCGAACAUCGCAGGACUGGCAGAAGAGGUGGAGAAGGUUGCAUCGGCGAUCCAGAACCAGUAUCCGGACUUCUACGCUUCCCAAGUGGUACAUUGAGAGCGCCAGCAUUUGAAGGUAUACGAUUGAAACAACAUCCCCAUUCGGAUGGAUGGAUGCUCGGCAGGCUCAGGCCAAGACGGCCAAAGGCACUGUCAACACUGACAAAGCAAGCGUAUUGUUAGAUAGAUGUACCAGAUGCUGAAAACUGGCUGACCAGAGCUGCGAAGUUCACACGGACGCAUUAGUGCUAUCGGUAGACC